Messenger RNA from Dermacentor albipictus, 960 nucleotides. NCBI's taxonomy places the organism in Eukaryota, Metazoa, Arthropoda, Arachnida, Ixodida, Ixodidae. The record is from RefSeq and is a predicted model, not a curated record.
AUGUCUCGAAGGAAGCCUUACGCUCAAAUUAUAGACGGCGUCCCGCGCAGUCCCAACUUUGACCCGGAUCUCUUGAGAGCAGCCCUGGAGUUCCGCGCCCAGAAAGGCGACCUGGUUCUCUCCACGUACCCCAAGAGUGGUACGCACUGGAUGAUGUACAUCAUACAGUCGAUUCUAAAAGAAGGUGAACCAGUCAGCGGUUUUGAUGAGUUCAUGCACAACAUGCGCGUUCUAGGGGUCGUCGAGUUCGACGCCUGGAAACCUAGUCUUCCACUACGCUUGUUUGCCACCCACCUGCCAUUAAGCACCACUGCCAUGAACAAUGACGCCAAGUACGUCUACGUAGCGAGGAACCCGUGGGACUUGUGCGUCUCUUCCUACCACAUGAUCACUACCUUCGACGUUUAUCGCUUCCGGGAUGGAACCUUCGAGGAGCUGUUCGACGCGUUUCUGGAGGGUGACUGCGCUGGCCAGGGAAGCUACUUCGAUCACAUUGCGUCCGCUUAUGCCCUGAGGAACCAGCCCAACCUUUUCUUUGUAACCUACGAGGAACUCAAGACGGAUACUCGAGGUGUGAUACUGAGACUGGCUCGGUUUCUGGGCGAUGAUUACGGCGAUAAGCUGGAAAAGCAGGAAGCACUGCUUCAGGACAUUGCGGAUCGGUGCGCGAGCGACAACAUGAAGCGCAUCCUUGCACCUAAAACCCAAGAUUUGGCCGACCGUGAUUGGAACAACGCAACCUUGCGAAUUUUCGCAGCCAACAACAGAGUUAUUGUGGAGGACUUCAAUCAGUUCAGCUACGUCAGGAAGGGUGAGGUUGGUGGCUGGCAGCGGUAUUUUACUCGAGAUCAACUGAAACGCUUAGAAGCUAGGAUAAAGCAGCUUGAAGAGCAUUCACGCGUAAUGGAUCUUUGGAUGGACACUCGAGCAGCUGCCCUCAAGAUUAUUGCCAAUGAAUGA